AUGUCAUAUCCAAGUGGUCAGAUUUAUACUGUUUAUAAUCCAACAUCUUCUAUUCCAAUGUCUUCUAAUAUCAUAACACAACAAUCCUCACCAACAGUAAUAGCUCAACAACAAAUACAACAGACAAAUCAUCUUUCAUUUAAUCAACCAUCUAACAUUGCACACUAUUAUCAACCGACAUCACAAACGCAAACAUAUCUCUCACAACAGCCAACAAAUAGUAAUCUCUUAUCAAAUAUACAACAGCCCCAAGUAAGAGUAUGUCGUCCGUCAUUUUCGGGUCUUCAAAUAGUUAAUAGUUCAACAUCGUCUACCUUUCCAAUGUUGUCAAAUGUGAAUAUAAAUCCAAAUUCAUCAAGAAACAAUCAGCUAUGGAGAGUAUCAAAUCCGCAAACAACAUCACAAAGUCAAUUAUCAAUAACAACAACACCAACAACUGUAACACAUCCUCAAAAUAAAAUUAUUUACAUCAGUACACUACCAUCUUCCCAAUCAUCGAAUAAUAUUCAUACGACGAAUAUUUUGCAACCAGUUAAAAUCAUUUCAUCACCACCCAACCAGAUUAUUUCAACUGUCAGAACUGUUAACAUUCUAAAUCAAACUAAUAAUAGUAUCCAACAACAAUCAACACCAACAUUUACAGCAGUGUCAAGUCCGUCACCAUUAUCCAAUGUAUUAACGUCAUUUUCGUCAUCAAAAUUAGGACAAUGUAUAACACCAACGCCUGUUGUCACCGGAAAUGUGGGAGCGUUAACAAUCCAACAGACGCUUCAUUCUACGCAGCAGCAAUACACCAACAUGCAAAGGGUCCAUUCAGUGAACAACUCCGAACAUGUAAUGAAUUCGAAACCAGUAAACAGUCCAACUGAAAUGGAGGAGGAGGAAGAAGAAGAUGAGGACAGCGGCGAUGAAAGCGAUCUUGAACAAGAUACCGAUGCUGGAGAUAUGAUAGUAACAACAUUAAACCAACAGCAAACAGAAACUAAAAAUACACAACUUGGACAUUCAGCUUCAAUAGUUGAUGAUCCAAAUGUUGAUGACGUACAGCAAGAUCAAGAAAUAGAAUUAAUUGUCAAUAAUGUUGUUAGUUCAUUUUCACUUGGAUGCAAAAUACAACUUCGAAAAGUGGCUAUGGAAGGAGCACAUGUCGAAUAUAAGCGUGACAAUGCGAUGGUUAUGAUGAAAAUACGGAAACCAUACUGUUCAGCCAAUAUAUGGGCAUCGGGCAAAGUGACAGUGACCGGCUCUACAAGCGAAGACGAUGCUUUACGUGGUGCCAGACGAAUAGCACGAACAAUACAACGAUUGGGUUUCAAAGCAAAGUUUUGUAAUUAUCGUGUUGUUAAUGUACUAGCAACAUGUAUAAUGCCAUUUAAUAUUGAUAUAGUAAAAUUAAGUCAUGAUAAUUCACUUUGUGUCAGUUAUGAACCGGAAAUUCAUCCCGGCGCAACAGUCAGAUUAAAAGAGUUUAGUUCUACAAUGAAAGUGUUUACAACUGGUAGUAUUACACUAACAGCUCCAUCAGUUGACAACGUUAAUUUUGCUUUAAAUGCGUUUUAUCCACGCUUAUACGAAUGUCGAAAACGAUCGCUUGCAUCAAGAUCAAUGGAUCGUCGAAAUCAACAUCAUUGA
Molecule: messenger RNA, 1632 nt
Organism: Didymodactylos carnosus
Lineage: Eukaryota; Metazoa; Rotifera; Eurotatoria; Philodinida; Philodinidae
Source: the annotation of a GenBank genome assembly